Messenger RNA from Paramuricea clavata, 3693 nucleotides. The record is from the annotation of a GenBank genome assembly. NCBI's taxonomy places the organism in Eukaryota, Metazoa, Cnidaria, Anthozoa, Malacalcyonacea, Plexauridae.
AUGAAACUCCCGCUGAAGUUCCGCACUAAAUCAAUGGAGUUAUCUCAUUUUAAAGCACUUGUGGUGUUUGUGUUUGCGGUGUAUGGCAUUCUCAUUCCGCUGUGGUUUGCAUUUCACGGCAACAAACUGCUGGAUAGCAACGACCAAUGGAGAACGAUGGUAAUUUCUUCGACUCGUAUCGCUCGCUCGCAAAUGAAAGAAAAUGGCUACUUUGAUAGAAAAAGGAAACGCGCUUCAAAGUCUGUAAUAAAUAAGAAACAUUCAGGAAAAGUUAUCAAACAUCAUUCGAAACGACCACCGACUCUACCAAAGCCUUUAUACAGUUUAUAUUAUAUGCCUGCAGUGCCGGUACCACCUCAUCCUCGCCACAAAGUCUCUUACUACUCAGGAAGAUUACUUUCUAUGAAAUGGGACCAUAUAUGUUGUCAGAGUAUCAACUGUUUACGAAAGUUCCCGUUGUUUCCACUCCUGCCAAUCAAGAAGAGAUUUAUACGAAGAUUAAGGUUGUCAGAAAAUGGAAAAUUGUAUGGACAGCGUAUUGCUGGGCUAUUAAAACCACCCGAAAGUGGUAGCUAUUCAGUUUACAUGAAAUGCCUGAGUACGUGUGAGUUUUGGUUAAGCGAUAACGAGUAUCCGCUCCGUUCUAAACUACUCAAGAAAAUCGUCCGUGGUCUACCGGUGGAACAUGGUUUAAAAGUCAACAACAGUAGAUCUUUAAUUUUUAAAGUCUCGCUACAAACAGGCCGGGCAUAUUUCAUGGAUGUGUUAUUAACAGUCUACAGGUACACCAAACGCCCUUUUGAGGUGUUAUGGAAACUUCCAAGUCGAGAUACAUUUGUUCCGCUCACAAAGGAAUUUUUCGCGGGAUUUCACAAGAACCCAGAAUCAUUAACUAAUGUGCUUAAACUUUAUGCACAUUCGCCCAGCGUUACGCUCACGCCAUUUUUGGAGUCCAUAGAAGAGCCUGGUGACGAUGAUGACGACUACACUAUUCUUGGCGGGAAAACUGAUUUCAAUAUGAAUUUUACAUUUCUCGAUAACCAAGGACGUCCGAUUUUUGUUAAUUCCAGCUUGGGAUAUCAAAAUUUAUUGAGAUUGCCUUUCAACAAAAGCAGUCGUGAAAAUCCCCCAUCGUUGAAGGAAUGUCCCAACGGACCGCUGUUUUGGGGAAAUAAAUCUCUAAAAAAGUAUGCAGGGGUAUGGAAGACACAUUUCUCCUCGGUGUUUCCAGAGGAUGCAACGGGGCACAUGGUGUGUAUUGGGAACCGUUAUCCCGUGGAUUGCCAAGGGAAUAAAAUGAUGUCACGUGAGACAAUUUCAAAAGUUCUUACCUUCUACAGCAAAGCCCUUGACGGUUCUAAAAUUAGGUGAGUAUCGUAUAUUUCGACUGGAGUUCAUGACAUAUAAUCUAGCUAAGCGGCAUAUAUUGGGUUUUAAUCACUAUACGGCAAAAAACGCCUAGCCCGUUGCUCAACAGGACUGAACAAUGUUUUGCCGCCCACGUUGUUCACACUUGUCAACAAUAUUGAACAAUGUUGUUGAGCCUGAAUCGGGUGUAACAAUGUUGUUCAAUAUUGUUGACAGCUAUGAACAAUGUGGGCAGCAAAACAUUGUUCAAUCCUGUUUUCCAGUAUUGCAUCAACCUGAGCGUUUUUACGCGUGUACUAUAGUAAACUCGUAAUAAUAGAUUUAAACUACGUCACUCCCAUGCAAGCGUGUUGAAAACCAAUUUUGAAAAAGUAGAAAAAAAUGGCUGAAAAGUAAGGUUAUUAUAUCGUUAUGUCCAUUUUUGCCACUUUUCCAUUUUUGAACUGAAAGGGGCAAAAAAUGGAGAAAAAGUAAGGCUAGCUUAACUUUUCGUCCAUUUUUGGCCACCUCAUGAAAAAGGGGGGAAAAUGACACAGAAGCAGGGCUAUAGCCAUAACAUUUCGUCCAUUUUUGGCCCUUUUUCCGAAAACGGGACAAAAAACGUCCAUUUUUUUACAGUCUAGAUAUAGUUCCCUAACCGAUAGGCUUUCAACAACGAGCGAGUGGUCUAGUGGUAAAGACUACAGGUUGUGUUAUGUACCAUUGUGUUUCAAGUCCUACAAAAGUUCAUUCUGCAUGGGUUCGAAAAUGGUUGAAUAUUAAUUCUACAAUCUGGAGAAAAAGGUUAAGGUGAAUAAAGCCCCAUUUACACUACGCUCAAUUUUUGGUACGGCACGGAUAAAAUUGGUACCCGCACCACGUUUUUGGUUCCUGGACUACCUAUAUUUUGAGCCCCGUUUACACUACGCUCGAUUUUUCGUACCGUACCACUUUUUUUGGACUUCACCGACAUGCGACACCGUAGCCAAGACCACCAGACCACCGUGACUGUUGCUUGUGAGCUGGUACUUUUGAUUUCAUUUAACCCUUUAAAGCGCUGUUGCACUAUGCUAUUUGUCUCGCAAUGUUUAUACACUGAAUGUCUUCCUACUGUCAAUUUCUGGCGCCAAACGUUAGCACUCGCGUUUUUUAUACUAUGAUCAUUGCAUGGACAUAUUGCUUGGUGUAACACCCUUGCAAUGCUGAAAUCGUAUUUCUUAACAUUACGAGACACGUUCCGAGAAAAGUUGCUUAGUGUAACAGCGAAAGGAAUGUUGAGCUCAACCGGGAUUUCCAUGGUUUCCUAGCAUAACCAUGGCUUCCUAGCAUACAACAACAGGUUGAGUCCAUGCACUACACCAUCUUCGCUGUUGUUUUUCACCUCUACAAAAAAGUGCAGGUGAAAAACCAGUGAAAUGUGAAAUGCUUGAUUUUAGUGUCGUGAAAUGGGAUUUGUUCUACAGCCGUGAGGCGUGAUUGUUGAUAAAAAUGCUCCGUGAAAUGAGAAUUAAGGAUGCCUGUUUCGUGAACUGUGAUUAUUAUAGUGAUUAUUAUAAUAAACAUGAUACGCGAUAAUCAAAUUUAUAUGAUCUCACUCGAUUGCACAAGAGUAAAAACUUCGAAGGCCUUUCACGAGGUUCCUCACGCUGAGGACACUCAGGACAAGGUUCCUGGCGCUGAGGACAAGGUUCCCGGCGCUGAGGACAAGGUUCCUGGCGCUGAGGCGUUGAGGACAAGGUUCGUGGCGCUGAGGACAAUGUUCCUGGCGCUGAGGACAAGGUUCCUGGCGCUGAGAACAAUGUUCCUGGCGCUGAGGACAAUGUUCCUGGCGGUGAGGACAAGGUUCCUGGCGUUGAGGACAAGGUUCCUGGCGCUGAGGACAAGGUUCCUGGCGCUGAGAACAAUGUUCCUGGCGCUGAGGACAAUGUUCCUGGCGCUGAGGACAAUGUUCCUGGCGUUGAGGAAAAGGUUCCUGGCGUUGAGGAAAAGGUUCCUGGCGUUGAGGAAAAGGUUCCUGGCGCUGAGAACAAUGUUCCUGGCGCUGAGGACAAUGUUCCUGGCGGUGAGGACAAGGUUCCUGGCGCUGAGGACAAGGUUCCUGGCGCUGAGGACAAGGUUCCUGGCGCUGAGGACGAAGUUCCUGGCGCUGAGGACGAGGUUCCUGGCGCUGACGACGAGGUUCCUGCCGCUGAGGACGUGGUUUUUGGCGCUGAGGACGAGGUUCUGGGGGCUGAGGACGAGGUCGCUGGCGCUGAGGACGUGGUUCCUGUCGCUGAGGACGUCGUUCCUGACGCUGACGACAAGGUUCCUCACGCUGAGGACAAGGUUCCUCACGCUGAGGACAAG